Messenger RNA from Phyllotreta striolata, 3135 nucleotides. The record is from the annotation of a GenBank genome assembly. NCBI's taxonomy places the organism in Eukaryota, Metazoa, Arthropoda, Insecta, Coleoptera, Chrysomelidae.
GUUUUUAAAAAUUGAGUUCAUAAAGAAAAUGAAGAAGAGCUGAGCUGACAGACGACAGCUACCGGAUUGACGUUUCAUUUAAAACGUCAAAAUAAUAGGCGUUUUUGAGGAAUAUCACAAUUAUCUUUAUUAAUUUCCAAAAAUUUGCCAAUAAUUACUUGCGAUAAAGGUUAAAAUGACCGACUCGAAGUAUUUUACAACCACCAAAAAGGGAGAAAUAUUCGAAUUGAAGUCAGAACUCAACAAUGAUAAGAAGGAGAAAAAGAAGGAAGCCGUUAAAAAGGUCAUUGCUUCUAUGACUGUAGGCAAAGAUGUCUCAGCAUUAUUCCCCGAUGUCGUGAAUUGCAUGCAAACUGACAAUUUGGAACUUAAAAAAUUGGUUUACUUGUAUUUGAUGAACUACGCCAAAUCGCAGCCCGAUAUGGCUAUUAUGGCAGUCAAUACCUUCGUUAAAGAUUGCGAAGAUCCCAAUCCUCUGAUUAGAGCGCUAGCUGUUAGAACAAUGGGUUGCAUUCGAGUCGAUAAAAUCACUGAAUAUUUAUGCGAACCUCUAAGGAAAUGUCUCAAAGAUGAAGAUCCUUAUGUUAGAAAAACUGCCGCCGUUUGUGUCGCUAAACUGUACGAUAUUUCAUCAGGAUUAGUCGAAGACCAGGGAUUCCUCGAACAGCUAAAAGAGUUAUUAAGCGAUUCUAAUCCGAUGGUAGUCGCCAACGCCGUUGCCGCUUUGUCAGAAAUCAACGAAAGCAGCCCUACGGGACAGCCCCUCGUUGAAUUGAGCACCAACACGAUCAACAAGCUCCUAACCGCUCUGAACGAAUGCACCGAAUGGGGCCAGGUAUUUAUACUCGAUUCCCUAUCGAACUACACUCCUCGUGAUGAACGAGAAGCCCAAAGCAUCUGCGAAAGGAUCACUCCUCGAUUGGCCCACGCCAACGCGGCUGUUGUAUUAUCGGCUGUUAAAGUGUUGAUCAAAAUGAUGGAGAUUUUGGCGGGUGACACCGAAUUUUGCAACACGCUCAGCAAGAAACUGGCGCCCCCUUUGGUUACCCUGCUGAGCUCCGAGCCCGAGGUGCAAUACGUUGCGUUGAGGAACAUCAAUUUGAUCGUACAGAAGAAGCCCGACAUAUUGAAGCACGAAAUGAAGGUGUUUUUUGUGAAAUACAACGACCCGAUUUACGUGAAACUGGAGAAAUUGGACAUAAUGAUUCGAUUGGCAUCGCAAGUGAACAUCGCUCAGGUUCUGAGCGAGUUGAAGGAAUACGCUACGGAGGUCGAUGUGGAUUUCGUGAGGAAAGCCGUGAGAGCGAUCGGUCGAUGCGCCAUCAAAGUGGAACCGUCGGCGGAAAGGUGCGUCGCGACGCUGUUGGAUUUGAUCCAGACCAAAGUUAAUUACGUCGUACAGGAGGCGAUCGUCGUUAUCAAAGAUAUUUUCAGAAAAUAUCCCAACAAAUACGAAAGCAUCAUUAGCACGUUGUGCGAAAAUUUGGACACCCUGGACGAACCGGAAGCCCGAGCCAGCAUGGUCUGGAUCAUCGGAGAAUACGCCGAGCGAAUCGACAACGCCGACGAAUUGCUGGACAGCUUCUUGGAAGGUUUCGGCGACGAGAACGCCCAAGUCCAACUGCAACUGCUCACGGCCGUCGUGAAGCUGUUCCUGAAGCGGCCCCAACACACGCAGGGCCUCGUCCAGCACGUGCUCAGCCUGGCCACUCAAGACUCCGACAAUCCCGAUUUGAGAGACAGGGGAUUCAUUUACUGGAGGUUGUUGAGCACCGAUCCGGCCGCCGCCAAGGAGGUGGUGCUCGCCGAUAAGCCGCUCAUUUCCGAAGAAACGGACCUCUUGGAGCCGACUCUUCUCGACGAGCUCAUCUGCCACAUCUCAUCGCUCGCUAGCGUUUAUCACAAACCGCCUACUGCGUUCGUAGAAGGCCGAAGUGCCGGUAUCAGAAAAACGUUGCCGGCCAGGCAAGGUUCCGAUGAAGGCGCCGGCGCCGGCGCCGCCGCCGCCGAAACGACGGUCAUCCCGAACCAAGAGAGCCUCAUCGGAGAUUUGCUUUCUAUGGAUAUCAACGCGCCCGCUCCCUCGGCCGCCGCCGCUCCCGCCGCCCCUCUGGCUAGCAACGUCGAUUUGCUCGGCGGUGGAUUGGACGUUUUGCUCGGAGGCGGUAGUGAUAUCGGCGGUGGUGGCGCCGUUAGCGCCGCCGCUCCCACCACCACCGGUCUUCUGGGGGAUAUAUUCGGAAUACCUUCCGCUCCUACUAUGUAUACACCUCCGAAGGUCAUCUGGUUGCCCGCCGAAAAGGGCAAGGGUAUGGAAAUCUACGGUACUUUCUCCAGACGGUCCGGUCAGAUGGCCAUGGAAAUGACUAUUACCAAUAAGGCUAUGCAGGCCAUGUCCGGUUUCGCCAUUCAAUUCAACAAGAACAGCUUCGGGAUCACGCCGUGCGCGCCCAUGAACGUGCCGGCCCUGCAGCCGGGCCAAAAUCUCGAAUACAGUUUACCGUUGAACACGACGGGGCCUGUUCAACGGAUGGAUCCUUUAAUGACGCUCCAGAUCGCCAUUAAAAACAACGUGGACGUGUUUUACUACGCCUGCCAGAUACCUAUCCAGAUAUUGUUCGGCGAGGACGGUACUCUGGAUAAGAGGGUGUUCCUUACCACUUGGAGGGACAUUCCGGGAGCUAAUGAGGUCCAGUACACGUUGAACGACAUCAAAGGCAACACCGACACCGUUUCGAACAAAAUGACGUUGAACAACAUCUUCACCAUAGCGAAGAGGAACGUCGAAGGGCAGGAUAUGUUGUACCAAUCGCUGAAAUUGACGAACAACAUUUGGGUGUUGUUGGAAUUGAAAUUGCAGCCGGGCGUCCCGACGGCGACGCUCAGCUUGAAAUCGAGAUCGGUCGAGGUGGCGCCCUACGUUUUCCAAGCGUACGAAUCGAUUUUGAAGAGUUAAAUCAUUUAAAUUUAUCAAGAGAAGUACACGCGUAUCAAGUAUGAAAAUAUGUUCUAUGUUAAUCAGUCUCAUUUAAUUUCAUUCCAAUUAUAGCGUAUUUAUAUGUUUAAGUUUAAAGUGAUAUUGAUGUUAUGCAUUAUUAUUUAACUCUAGUGAUGAAUAAAUAUUUCGAAAAUGUU